ACAUGUCUUACUCUUGGAGUACCUUAAAUUACAAGAGUGAUCUUCAAGAAGAGAAGAAUAGCUGUGGUUGUGACAAGAGAAAAAGCAUCUACCAGAUCAGCUGUCUGAAAGAGGAGUCAAAGAAAAGUUGUCCAAGUUCUCAUUCUCAGGGUCCUGAAUGCCAAACCAACUCCAGUGACUCCAACUCCAACAUAUUCAAAAUACAUCACUGCUGUUACUGCAAGCAGCCACAUCACAGAAUGAUGGAUCAUCUUCAGUCAGUUCAUCCUAAUGAACCAGAGGUGGCAAAAGCUCUCACCUUUGACAAGAGCUCACAAGAAAGGAAACAACUUCUGAACCUUCUACAAGCUAGGGGAAAUAUUCUGCACAACACAACUGAGAUUCAAAGUAGUAAACAAGAUUCAUACCCAUUUGGGACGUUUGCAUCAGAGAGUUCAUUUGACAGUAGUGUUUAUUGCAUCUACUGUUUAGGGUUAUUUAACAAGAAGUCUUUUGCUUCACAUUUAGAGCAGUGUAGGGGAAAAUCUACUUACAGUGCUGAGGCUAGCUGUGAUGAAAUGCUUCCUAAUGCUGGGACCAUUCCUCCAACUCCUACACUUAUUUUCCCCUCUAGUCCAGAAGAGAUUGAUGCCAAUGUGGAACCAUCGGGUUUUCAUUGCUUAAACACCCUCUAUAAAGCCGGUUUUGAAAAUGAACAAGGAUGUUCUUCCCAUCCAGACCUCAGCUGCAAUAAACAACCAGACAUCUCAAGUCCAAAUGAGCACAGACAGACAGAUGGUCGCUUUUUACGAUACAGAUGUUCUCCUGAAAAAGUAGGUUAUGAAUUGAAAUCAGGUAAUUAUACCAAUCCAAGCACUGGUCAAGAAGACACAGAUUGUAAUGAGGGAGUAACUCUCCCAAAGUGUGAUGUUGACACACCCAAGAGUAGCAUGAAAGCCCAAACUUCUGGAACAGGGAAGAGGAGGAGGAAGAGGCGCUCACGUGCCCACGAUCAGUCACUGAUCAUGGAUGAUGACUUGCUGGGUGGAGGAGAGAUGCCCAACUCAAAACUGCAUGUCUGCCAGCACUGUAAGGCAACUUUUGGCAGUCCAUACACGCUGCGCAGACAUGAAUACACUCACACGGGUGAGAGACCAUUUUGGUGUCAUCAGUGUAAUGUGGGAUUCAUCCAGAAGUAUCGACUAUUAAAGCACACAUUUGCUUGCCAUGGGGACACGCCAGACCAGGAAAAACUGGUGAAAAGGGCAAAAAGAUCAAUUCAGUAUGAAGUGAUGUCAGUGAGGGAUGAAGAGGUAAAGGAGUAUAUAGAGCCAGCAACAAAGAGUCUGGAGGAUUUACCAAAUGCUGUUAUAGAUGAUACCGGGGAGAAAGUUGCAGACGCAAGGCAAGACACAGAGGUAAGAGAUUUCCAGUGGGAAGAAGCAGGACACAGUACAGUCAAAGACCAUGAUGCAGAUUGCUAGAAGUUAUUGUUUACCUCUUAGUGUUGUUGGGGGUUUUUUUUGUUUGUUUUUUAUGUACAUAUGUUUUACAAUGCUGUCUCGAUCUGAUAGGUUCAAUACUUUGUGGAUUGAUUACUUUGAGGCUGCUCUGUUGUGCAGGUCAUGGCAUAUGUUUAUUAAUUAACUUCAUUGAAAAUAAAAAAAAAUUAGAGGAA
Puntigrus tetrazona (Sumatra barb) is the source of this 1657-nucleotide messenger RNA. RefSeq names its product PR domain zinc finger protein 5. The record is from RefSeq and is a predicted model, not a curated record. The transcript is spliced from 7 exons. NCBI's taxonomy places the organism in Eukaryota, Metazoa, Chordata, Actinopteri, Cypriniformes, Cyprinidae. The coding region runs from base 3 to 1463 and encodes 486 amino acids.